Molecule: messenger RNA, 4182 nt
Organism: Phragmites australis (common reed)
Lineage: Eukaryota; Viridiplantae; Streptophyta; Magnoliopsida; Poales; Poaceae
Product: filament-like plant protein 4
Exons: 6
Coding region: 641-3766 (1041 amino acids)
Source: RefSeq, a predicted model, not a curated record
CCCACUUUCUCCCACUCCCCCGGUCCCCCCACUUUCUUCCCUCUCCUCCUCCCUCCCUCCUGCCAUCGCCCCCGCUUUUUAGCCCACCUACCGGCAGCCGCAGUAGCGCCCCCAUAACGAAAAACACCCGCACCUCCAUUCCCCACCUCUCUCGCUCUCUCUCUCUCUCUCUCCUCUGAACCAAAACCCAAAGAGCCUAAACACGGCCACCUCCACCACUCAUACGAGCAGAGUGAGAGGAGAGCCGCAUUGCCAAACCAGGUGAGCCCGUAGUGCUGCACGCGCUCGCUAGCGCUUGUGAGCAGCAGCAGCCUAGCAGCGGAAGGCGAGAUUCCAAAGGGGAAAAGGCCACGGGAGGUCGGGAGCAAAAGGGGAGGCGAGAGCAGAGGGGGCAGUGGGAGAAUCCAGUCCAAUCCGACCCCGGCGCAGCGCAGUACAGCGGUGACUGGUUGAAAAGGGAAGUGUGCGCGGCAAGCGACGACGCACGCCACCGACACCCCGCGCCGAUCGGAGCCGCGGGCCAGAUCGAAGCCCGCCGGAAUCGCAGCGGAUUCCGGCUUCCGCGGCCCCACCCCGGAUCUGCAUUCCGCGCAGGGGUUCCUCACCGCCUCGCGCCCUCGCCUCCCAUUCUCUGCACCCGAUGGAUCGACGCAGCUGGCCUUGGAAGAAGAAAUCAUCUGAUAAAUCAUCAAACACAGAUGUGUCACAGAACUCCAAUCAAGCUGAACAGGAAGAUAAAGCUCCAAAAUUUGUGCAAGUUUCAGCUGAAACAUAUGCACAUCUUACUGAGUCGGAAGAAAAAGUAAAAGUUCUAGAUGAAAAUGUUAAGGUCUUGAAUGGAAAACUCUCUGCAGCACAAUCUGAGAUCACAACUAAAGAUGCCCUAGUGAAACAGCAUGCAAAAGUUGCCGAAGAAGCCGUGUCAGGUUGGGAGAAAGCUGAAGCAGAGGCCUCCGCACUGAAGCUUCAGCUAGAAACUGUUACACUGUCUAAGCUAGCAGCUGAAGAAAGAGCUGCCCAUCUGGAUGGUGCUCUGAAAGAAUGCAUGAAGCAAGUAAGGACUGUUAAGGAAGAAGGUGAGCAGAAGCUACAUGAUGUAGUGUUUGCAAAAACCAAACAGUGGGAGAAAAUAAAGGCGGAAUUGGAAGCAAAAUUACUUGAGUUUGAACAGGAGCUCAUAAGGGCUGGUGCUGAGAAUGAUGCACUCACUAGAUCACUUCAAGAACGGGCAGACUUGAUGAUGAAAAUUGACGAGGAAAAAGCUCAAGCUGAAGCUGAGAUUGAAGUCAUGAAAAACACAAUCCAGUGUGGUGAAAGGGAGAUAAAUUCAUUAAAAUAUGAACUGCAUGUUGUCUCCAAAGAGCUUGAAAUCCGCAAUGAAGAAAAGAACAUGAGCGUGCGCUCAGCUGAUGUAGCAACUAAACAGCAUCAGGAGGAUGUCAAGAAAAUAUCAAAACUGGAAGCUGAAUGCCAAAGAUUACGUGGCCUUGUUCGGAAAAAGUUACCUGGGCCUGCUGCACUAGCUCAAAUGAAAAUGGAGGUCGAGAGCUUGGGCAGAGAGUAUGGAGACAACAGAGUACGACGAUCCCCUGCAAAGAAUUCUAGUUUCCAUCGCCCUAUGUCUCCUAUGUCUCCUGUUCCUGAUUAUGCCAUAGAGAACUUACAGCACAUGCAGAGAGAGAAUGAGUUUCUGACUGCUCGCCUAUUAACAAUGGAAGAAGAAACCAAGAUGCUAAAAGAGGCAUUGACUAAGCGGAGCAGUGAGCUACAAUCGUCAAGAAGCAUGUAUGCUAAGACAGCAGGCAAGCUCCGCAGCUUGGAAGUUCAAAUGUUGACUGGAAACCAACAUAAGAGUCCAUCAACUCCAAACAUGGAUAUUCACUUUGAUGGUACACUGAGCCAAAAUGGAAGCAACCCCCCUAGUAUGACUUCCAUGUCCGAAGAUGGUGUUGAUGAUGAAGGAAGUUGCACGGAAUCUUGGGCUAAUGCUGUGGUAUCUGAGCUCUCUCACUUCAAGAAAGAGAAAGCGGUCAAGAACAGUGUGACAGAAGGCUCCAAUAGGUUGGAACUCAUGGAUGACUUCUUAGAGAUGGAAAGAUUAGCAUGUUUGUCUCCUGAAGCUAAUGGCAAUGCCAGUACUAUUGACAAAAUGAAGAUUGACGAAGCUGGGGCUACCGAAAGAGAUGGUGUUAAAGAUUCGCAGUUUGCUUCACCAAUGUCAGAAGCUCCAUCUAGUAAACAGCAGCUGUCUGAGAAGUCUCCACUCUUGAAAUUACAGUCAAGAUUAUCUUCCUUACUGGAUUCUGAAUCACCAGAGAACAAUGUUGGAAAGGUGCUUGAUAGUAUCAGAAAUAUUCUGAAGGAUAUUGAAGAUGAGGCAGAUUCAAUAAAUGCAAAUGAAACCCAUCAUUCUGACAUGGUUGAAGUUUCUGACAGUCAAUCAUUAGUGAAGCCAGAUGGGAGAUUGAGUUCAGGGAGCAAAUGUGCCGUGGAUAAAGAAUUAAUGAAUGCCAUAUUGAAGGUUCACGACUUUGUCAAGUUACUUGAUCAAGAAGUGUCCAAGUUUCAAGGACAGACAUCUGAUUACGAUAGACUAUGUGAGAAAAUACAGCAGUUCUCUGCAUUAGUUGAGAAAGUUCUGUCAUAUGAUAAUGGCCUAAAUGACAUUGUCAUGGCAUUGUCCUUUAUCUUGUCAGAAACUGGUCAGAUUAAGUUCACAAUGUUGAGAGAUAACAGUAAUGAAGCAGAAAAUAAUAAUUUGGAUUGUGUUGAUAAAGUGACUCUACAUGAAAAUAAGGUGCAGACUAAGCCACUAAAAGAUAACCUUUCUGGUCUCUGCCCACUAUUGCCUCGUUCAUCUUCUGAUUCUGAGUUUGAGGGGCCUGCUGAUGCUGGAUUUGAUGUUAAGACUGCAGUGAAGAUACGCUCACCAGAGGAAUAUGAACAACUUAAAUCUGAGAAGACAAAUUUGGAGGCAGAAUUAGUUAAGUGCAAUGAAAUAAUAGAAGAAACAAAGUUUAGGUUAAGUGAUAUGGAAAAAACCCUGGAAGACCUCACAUCCAAGUUGGCUGACAGUGAGAAAUCAAAUAGCUUGAGUGAGACACAGUUGAAGUGUAUGGCCGAAUCCUACAAGUCACUUGAAUCAAGAAAAGUUGAAUUAGAAAAUGAAAUUGAAGUAUUGCAAUCGAAAAUAGAUACUUUAACAGCUGAACUCACUGAUGAAAGACAAAGUCAUCAGGAGGACUUAGCCAAAUACAAAGAUCUCGAGGAGAAGAUAGAAAGGUACAAGAUCGAGAGGAGUUCAAUGUUUGUGGACGAGGACUCAGAUACCAAGUCAAAGCAGGAGAAAGAGAUAGCGGCUGCAGCAGAGAAGCUGGCAGAGUGCCAGGAGACAAUACUGAUUCUUGGCCGUCAACUGCAAGCUAUGCGUCCUCCAGCAGAGUCAUUAGGCUCUUCACCUAACCGGCAACGUAUGGAGGAUUUUUUGCAGGACGCGGUAGGAACAACUGCAGGGGAGUAUUCCCAGAAGCCAUCAGGUCAACCUGAUACGGAUCAGGAAAUGCUUGGAACAGGAAAUGAAUCUCACGUCAAUGGACACAAGACACACAUAACCCCCUCUGAUGUGGAUGGAAGCCCUUUCCUUUCACCAAACAGUUCCAAACGUCCCAAGCAUAGAUCGAUAUCCUCUACUCCCUCAUUUGCUAACCAGUUGUCCGAGAAACAAAGCCGGGGCAUCAGUCGGUUCUUCACGAAGGGCAAAGAGUGAAAGCUCAUUGGGUUGCAGUGUCAGGUUUGUUGACUCUUCGCAUCGAAUGGGUGGAGUGGAAUGAUUGAGGCCAUGAAUUUCUGUAGAGCUAGUGGGCAGACGGCAGACCUGCUUGUGUAUUCUCUCAGGUGGUGCCUUCGGUUGCUGGAAUAAUACUCAGCUUGCAGUCGAGCGGGUUAUGGCGAGAGUUUGUGUGGGAAUGUUAGCCAUCGGUAUCUUCGGCUAAAGCUUCUUGGGUUGCUGUGUGUUUGAAACCUCACUAAAACCUCACUGUACAUGUGCUUACUUGCAUGGAGAAGAGCAUGGGUAGUUUGUGUUAAAUUCUCUUGUGAAGCUGCCUGUGUAUUGUCCUUGGACUGGCUUGCUGUACAGUUAAUCUGGGUAUUUCAAGGGUAUUGAUGUAUACUUGCUGAUCA